CUAUCACUAUUCACUGUGGUUAUCUCUCUCUGGUGCAGCUAUGGAGUCACUUUCUCUGAAGCAAAUUAUCUCUGUAACCCAUCAUAGUUUCCUCAGAAGAAGAAACCCAAUUCACAAACAAACUGGGCGUUUCCACUUUAGAAUCCUCUCCAAAAAAUCUGAUUUCCAAGAUUUUCAGGGCUAUGCAAAACCUUUCCGUCUCUUGCCAGCCAAAGAAGUGAAAGCCUACACAGAUACCACUGCAGAAAAGAUUUUUAAAUCUGUGAAUGAGGCUGGAUCACAGUGUUUAUACAAGGUCAAGCUCGGUACAAGUAACAUCUAUGGCUCAAGUCUGAGUGACUUAAAUGCUGGGAUUCUCCUAUGCUUGAUAGAUAAAAAUGGUAAUACCAUAUUACAGAGGAUACCAGCCAGUUUGAUGACAGAUCAUUCAAUAAAAUCAGAGGAUUUGGUUGACCCAGAGAUACUCCAUUUCCAAAGAGGUUCUGUUGAUGAGUUCACCUUUGAGGGGCCUAAUCUGGGAAGAGUCAAAGCUCUUUGGAUAAGUCUUGAAUCAGGUCAGUGGAGAUUAGGAAGUGUGAGCUUGACAGCAAUUUGUGGGUGUCAACCUUCAUUAGAGGAACAAGAUGGAGAUGAACAUAAGGAAUUUGGCUUCCAAUAUGAUUUUCAAACCGAGGAUAUUUUACUUGGGGAGGGAAGUGAUGUAUCCAUGGUGGAACUUAGACCUCACGUUGCUUCAAAGUUUUCUGGGGUUGACUCAUUUGCCUUCUUUGGCAAAAGCCUCUCCCAACAGACUUCAUUCACGAGUCAUGGGACAUCAAUCGAGGAAAGCAUGAGGGAAUAUGCAGAUUUGAAGAUCUCUUUGCUACUUUAUGAUGCCAUUCUGAUCUUUGUUGGUACAUCAGUUGCUUCAUUCUCAGCUGGGGAAAAUACUGCUUUUGCAUUCCUAACUGGUGGUCUUAGUGGUUUCUUGUAUCUGUUGCUAUUACAGAGGUCCGUUGAUGGUUUACCAGUUUCAAGAGAUCCAGCAUCUAUUUCCAGGAAGACAGAAGGGACUGAUAGCAUGUUUGGAGGAUUCAGGGGUUCAGUAUCAAGUCUAGCAUUGGUGAUUGGUUUUGCUUUAUUCAUAGUGAAGUAUAGCUCUGGAGAUAUUCCCUUGGCAUGGACACCAAAAGAACUUGUGGUUGGUAUGAUGGGAUUUCUUGCUUGUAAAGUUGCCGUGGUUUUGGCAGCAUUGAAGCCCAUGCCAAUGGGUCUAAAGAUAAAAAAGUGAUAUACUAGCUCGGUUUCCCCCAAUGAGGAAGAAAGGAGAGAAAAAUAUAAGUCUGUUUGAAACCAAUUUGAGUCACGCAUCUGUAAUCUAUUCAGGAAAACAUUUAUAGGCACAAUUCAUAUUUCCUUGAAGAGAACUGAUGAGUGAUGACUUAACUAAUAGAUAUAUGUAUAUUCCAUCUUGUUUUCCCUGUUCUUAACACUUGUAUAUCAUUGUUUAGAACACUAUAGGAGGAACAAAAAGAUUGUUUAUUUCUUAUUACUAAAUGUCAAUUUUUCAUAACCUUUAUUGUUUUCUG
Quercus lobata is the source of this 1568-nucleotide messenger RNA. RefSeq names its product Lipase/lipooxygenase, PLAT/LH2 family protein. The transcript is spliced from 3 exons. Gene Ontology annotation, molecular function: protein binding. Lineage: Eukaryota; Viridiplantae; Streptophyta; Magnoliopsida; Fagales; Fagaceae. The record is from RefSeq and is a predicted model, not a curated record. The coding region runs from base 41 to 1270 and encodes 409 amino acids.